This is a messenger RNA of Acanthoscelides obtectus, 1155 nucleotides long. The record is from the annotation of a GenBank genome assembly. Lineage: Eukaryota; Metazoa; Arthropoda; Insecta; Coleoptera; Chrysomelidae.
AUGGGAGCGCCACAUCAUUCGACAAUUUCCCGUUGGUAUGUAGAAUUCAAACUUGGACGCGUGAUUCUUAGCGACGAUGCCAGGGUGGGUGCACCAAAAACGGCAGUCACCCAGGAAAACGUCGAUGCUGUGCGCAAACUCAUCAUUGAAGAUAGACAUAUGACAUAUCGCAAGAUUGAGGCGAGUAAGAAACUAGUUUCUCGUUGGAUACCCCUCCUGUUGACUGAAGAGCAGAAAGCAGCCAGGGUUAAUUGGUGUCAAAAAACGCUUGACCAUUUCAAUUCCGGAAACAAAACGGGUCAUAUUGCAACAAUUCCUCUUAAUGAGAAAAGAACUGUUACUGCGGAUCGGUAUACCACCAUUUGUUUACCAAAAGUCAUCACCGAGCUUCGAAAAAUCAACCCCGAAAGAAGAAUCAUUCUCCACCAAGACGAUGCAAGCUCACACACUGCCCAGAAAACAAGGCAGUAUUUAACGGAAGAAAACGUGGAAUUAUUGGACCAUCCUCCAUAUAGUCCCGAUCUAAGUCCUAACGAUUUCUUUACUGUCCCGAAAAUUAAAAACAGACUGCGUGGUCAAAGAUUCCAGUCACCAGAAGAAGCAGUUGACGCAUUCAAAAAUGCCGUUUUGGAUCUGCCAGCAAACGAGUGGAAGAAGUGCUUCGAAAACUGGUUCGAGCGCAUGCAGAUGUGUAUUAAUCUUCGUGAAAUUUUGUUUAGGGUUGAGAAGUACUUUCGUCCGCAUGACCUUCUCACUCUAUACAAGGCACAGAUAAGGCCUAGCCUCCAGUAUUGCUCACACGUUUGGGGUGCUGCUACAUUAUCCAUGCUCGAUGCUGUCCAGAGGAGGGCGGUCCGACUGAUCGAUGACUCUUAUCUAACAGACACGGGCCGUCGCGUCGGCGAUCUAGCUCUUUUCUACCGCUACACCAACGGGCUUUGCUCCUCAGAGCUCUCUUCCAUGAUGCCGCCGCCCGAUGUACCUGCCAGACAGACCUGCCUGACUUUGGCGUCCAAUCCUAACCGUGUCGAACUUCGUACAUCCAGAACUGGCCGAUGCGACCACUCCUUUGUCCCGAGGGAAGCUUUUCCCAGUUCUACUAACCUUGGGCAGCUCAAAAAUCGUAUUCACAAAAGUUCUUUGGGAUCAUCAUAG